AUGCAAGAUACCGAGAAUAAAAAUGAAUGGAUUAAGUGGAUUGAAGAAGCUAUUGACAAAGAACAUAUAAAAUAUUAUGAAUACAAGGAAUUUAAUAACUUUCAAGAAAUUGGUACCGGAGGUUUUGGUAAAGUGUACCGUGCAAAUUGGAAAAAUUUAUAUAAAUGUUUUGCGGUAAAGUCUUUUUUUAGUCUUAACAAUAUCACCGUAAAAGAAAUUAUUCGUGAGUUAAAAAAUCAACGUGAAGUUGAUUAUCAUGAUAAUAUUAUUCAUUGUCAUGGAAUAACGAAAUUUGAGUCAGCAGAAUAUCAUGUUAGUAAUAAUUAUAUGUUAGUAAUGGAAUAUGCUAAUAAUGGCAGUCUUCGAAGUUAUUUUGAAAAAAUCUUUGUUAAACUUACAUGGGAUGAUAAAUAUAUUAUGGCAUACCAGUUAGCUUGCGCUCAUUCUGGUAAUAUAUUAGUUCAUCAAAACACGAUCAAAUUGGCGGAUUUUGGAUUAUCAAAAAGAAUCGGAGCAUCAUCAAAUGUUCAAUCCAAAAUAUUUGGAAUGGUUCCUUAUGUUGAUCCAAAAAUUUUUAAUAGACGAAGAAAUAAUAAUAACCAAACAUCGCAAAUUUACUAUUUAAAUGAAAAAAGCGAUGUUUACAGUGUUGGCGUAUUGUUAUGGGAAAUAUCCAAUGGACAACCUCCUUUUUAUGUUGAAGGUGGAGGAUAUGAUGUUGGUUUAGCUUUAGAGAUUUUACAAGGUCUUAGAGAAACAGUUGUUCCUGAUACACCCAAAAAUUAUGUAAAAAUUUAUACUAAGUGCUGGGAUGGUGAACCAGAUAAUCGUCCAAAUAUAUUUCAAGUAGUUGGUUGUUUAAAAGAAAUGAUUACAAAAACAGAUGCAAUUGCAGAAAAUUUUCAAUUGUCAGGUGAACAAGAAGUCAAUGAUGCUUCAAAUACUAAUAAUUCAGAAUUACAAGGAGAUUUAUCUCAACUUAUUCAAAAUUUUAAUAAAAUGAAUACAAAAGAAAUUGAUCCUAUGGUAGUUUUAAGUAAACAAGAAAAUCUUUCAACAAUAGUUGAUGAAAUAAAUGAUUUUAUUUAUAAUGUAUCAAACAAAGGAAUUGAAUGGAAAUUAAUAAAAGGGCAAGUUAUUGAAUAUCUUAAUAAUUUUAGUACUAAUCCAGAAGAAAUUUAUAAUUGGUUAUCAAAUAAUCAAAAUAGUUCAAAUUCAAUUUUUUUAUUUGGAUAUUUUAAUCGUUAUGGAAUUGCAACAAGUGAAGAUCAUAAAAAAUCUUUCAAUUUAUUUAUUAAUGCAUCAAAUCAAGAUCAUAUAUUAGCACAAUAUUUUGUUGGUGAUUGUUAUCUACGUGGAAUUGGAACUACAAAAAAUGAAAAAUUAGGUUUUGAAUACUUUGAAAAAGUAGCUAAUAAAAAUUUUGCAUGUGGACAAUUAGAUGUUGGUUAUUACUGUUAUAGAAACGGAAUAGGUAUUAAUAAAGAUAUAAAAAAGGCUAUUUAUUGGUAUGAAAAAGCUGCAAAUAAUGGAAAUAUAAUUGCUAUGCGUAAUCUUGGUCUUUGUUAUAAAAAUGAAAUAGGUGUUAAAAAAGAUUAUAAUAAAGCAUUCGAAUUGUCUAAGCAAUCAGCUGAAGGAGGAGAUUUAGGUGGGAUAACUCUGUUAGGAAAUUGCUAUAAUAAUGGUAUUGGAACUAAAAUUGAUAAACAAAGAGCAGUUGAAUUAUAUCAAAAUGCUGCAAAUUUAGGAGAAAUGACAGCAGAACAUAAUCUUGGUUUUAUGUAUGAAAAUGGAGAAGGAAUUACAAAAGAUAUAGAUAAAGCAAUUUAUUGGUAUAAAAAAUCUGCUAAGCAAGGAUAUAAAAAUGCACAAAAUAGAUUAGAAAUACUUCAAAAAAAAUAA
This is a messenger RNA of Rhizophagus irregularis DAOM 181602=DAOM 197198, 1902 nucleotides long. The record is from RefSeq and is a predicted model, not a curated record. Lineage: Eukaryota; Fungi; Glomeromycota; Glomeromycetes; Glomerales; Glomeraceae.